This is a messenger RNA of Endocarpon pusillum Z07020, 1419 nucleotides long. RefSeq lists its product as uncharacterized. The record is from RefSeq and is a predicted model, not a curated record. NCBI's taxonomy places the organism in Eukaryota, Fungi, Ascomycota, Eurotiomycetes, Verrucariales, Verrucariaceae. The transcript is spliced from 2 exons. Bases 1 to 1419 code for a protein of 472 amino acids.
AUGGCCUCUAAAAAAGUGACUGCCUCGAUGCUUCGGCGUACAGCGUCUACUGCUACGAAAAGUACCCGACCUGCGGGCGAUAUUAGCUCUGUCUUUCCUUCUCUGUCAGGGAAAAAGACCGAAACCCUUCCUCAACGGUUCGCUGAUCUGAAGCUCAAUUACCUGAAACAAAAUCAAGAUGCCAUCCAACAAUCAUGGACGCGAUUGCUAUCUAGUCUACAUGAGGAAGUAGCAAUGGUCAAAUCGAAAGGCAGUUCACUGAUUCCGAACAUCACGUUCGAGGAUAUUGCAUCUAAAAAUGUAUCGAAAGCAAUUGCCGACGAGGUCCGCCGCCGUGGGGCUGUAGUUAUUCAGAAUGUCUUGCCCCAAGAUGAAGCAUUAGCUUUGAAAGCCCAAGCGCGUGAAUAUAUCAAAGCCAGUCGAGGGCGUGUGAAGGCUUUCCCUGCCGAUAACCCAGCUGUUUACGAGCUGUACUGGUCACCUGCUCAGGCGACAGCGAGGUCACAUCCGAAUGUUCUGUCGACGCAACAAUUCUUGCAAACUUUAUGGCAUUCAUCUGAUCCAGACUCCGAAAUUUCGACAACACAUCCGUUAACUUAUGCUGAUCGGUUCCGGAUACGCAACCCUGGUGAUGGCAGGUUCGCUUUGGGACCGCACACUGAUGGUGGAUCUUUAGAGAGAUGGGAGGAUCCCGAGUAUUCCCGGGUAUAUCAAAAGAUCUUCGGUGGUCACUGGGAAAAGUACGAUGCAUUUGAUGCCAAGCACAGAAUCCAUGCAAAAAUGGACCUUUAUAACGGCGCUGGGGCGUGUUCGAUGUUCCGCUUUUUCCAGGGUUGGCUGAGCAUGUCUACUACCGGCCCAAAUGAAGGCACCCUCAAGCUCUGUCCAAUGCUCAAGCAUGCUACCGCAUAUCUGUUACUGAGACCGUUCUUCAACCUGAAGACGUCUCAACUGGCAUUGGACUCGUCCUUUCCUGGUUCUGUUCCUGCUGCAUGCCAGGAAUACAAUGAUGAGACGCAUCCUCACCUGCAGCUUGAGCAUACCAUGGUGUCUGUACCAAGAGUUGAGCCAGGAGACCUUGUUGCAUGGCACUGUGAUACGAUACACUCUGUGGACAAGGAGCACAAAGGCAAAGGUGACUCAAGUGUUCUUUACAUCCCAGCUUGUCCCAUGACGCGGCCAAACGUUGAAUUUUUGACCAGACAGCGGCAGGCCGCUGUAGCCUAUUCUCCGCCACCAGAUUUCCCUGGCGCGGGGGGAGAAGGUGAACUUGGUUUCGAAGGGGCAGUGGAUUGGAACAAGCUGCCAUCAGAUGGUCUCAGAGCGAUGGGUCUCGGUUCCCAGAAGUGGCAUAUCAAAGACAACAUGUCAAAAGGAGAGCGGAAAGUUGUCGAGGAGGCCAAUCGAAUGUGCUUUUGA